UCAACCUGAGAGGACACCGUUGUUAAGUGACAGAAAAAUUGUGACCUAUUUCUAAUACCGCUCUGUAAGACAGUGCUAUAUAAGGAUGUCUAAAUUGACGGUGACAAAUUUUAGCAAGAAAGCUGGCAGCCCGUUUCAGAAACCGAAAGACACUCAAGGGGAUAUAAUCGUCGUACAUGAAGAAAUACAGAAAACAGCCAAAGAAAUACAGAAAGAGAAACAAAAUGAAUUAUUGCAGAAAGUUAACAAGAAAGCUGCUGAAUAUCAAGCUCAUAAACCCAGCUCUGGAGUGUUCACUGAAGUGGUGACACAUGGUGCAUUUACUUCUAAAACAACAAAUAAAGAAAAACUUAAAGUAGAAACUGCUUCAUCACCGACCAAGGCAGGUAAUGGUACAAAUGGUUCUAAACUACUGGGAUUCCCAUCGUCAGCAAAUGAUUUAGCUUUAGAUGCUAAAACAGACUUAGAAUCAGAUCCAAACAUUUCCAAAGAAAUGAAAGAAAAGGUAAUCGAAAAAUUAUUUACUCUAGUCUCAAUGGUACAACAUAUGUACGAGUCGAAGGUCCGAGUGAUGACAGAAUUUGAAAAGUUUAAGGAUACGCAUUUGAAGAGUGAAUUAAGAAGAGAGAAGGAACAUUCUGAACAGUUGUAUAAAUUAAAUAUGAACUUUCAAAAUGAAGUCAUUCAGUCGAUGCAAAGAUUAAGAAGUGAAUUGGAUAUAUCGAGAAAUGUCUUAAAAGAUGUUGAGGAAAAUAAUAUUAGUUCAGAAAAGACAGAUAGUUCUAUAGAAUUUAGUGCGUCUGAAGACAAUCAACAGUCUCAAGAUAAAAUCACUAAUGAAGAGGAUAUAAAACAAAACUCAGAGGAAGACAAUUCCGUGGCGGAAACUAUUAGCAGUAAUGCGUGAAUUCAACAGGUUAAAUUUAUUAUUUAUUGUUAAUAUAGUUUAAUUAGA
Amyelois transitella is the source of this 955-nucleotide messenger RNA. RefSeq lists its product as uncharacterized. The record is from RefSeq and is a predicted model, not a curated record. The coding region runs from base 86 to 907 and encodes 273 amino acids. The transcript has a single exon. Lineage: Eukaryota; Metazoa; Arthropoda; Insecta; Lepidoptera; Pyralidae.